UGACGUCAUGGAGGGGAGAGCUUAGGGACUGGUGGGCUUUUUCCUAGGAAACCCAGCCAAUUUCUUCUGGGGUUAGUUCGUCCCUCUUAAGAAUUAAAGCCCUGCUCGGGCUCCGCCCUUCAGCGGGGAAAGUCCAGCCUCAGGGUCCGCGGGCUGAGGGACACCAAGCCCUCCCUCGCCUAGCAACCGCAAAACACAGCCGCCUUAUUCUGGUACCUACGCAGCUCAGAGGAGGGUCAUAGGUUCUGACGCCACUGUGGUCCCUGGUGGGCCCCGGACGAGGAGCGUGUUGUACUUGACUGGCCAGGAGGACUGGGGAAGGAGAGAUCUGUGCGGAGCCAGCUGUGAGCGCCUCUAUUUCGGGCGCAGGUGGGAUCCUCUCCAGGAUGUCGGGUAAUCCGUGGGAGUGGGAUUAUGAAGGAAAGCAAGUGGAGAGUCCCAUCAUGGAACAAUUCUCCACUGUGACGCUCUACCAGUUUGAGGACUAUAUGCCACAGGAGGAGGCGGUCGAGGUCAAGAGGAGUGAGCACUCUGUAGAGAACAACAUCAAACCCUACCUCGUUCAUUCAGAGUAUGAAAACGAUAUUCCUCAGAUAGUUCCUUGUACUUUCACCAUCUGCUUGGCUCUGCCGGCAGUGACUGGUAUUAAAGGGAAGAUAUCACAUGACAAAUUUAAACGAAUUAGACCUGACUUACUUUCAAAAAUGCGACGGUUCUAUCAUAUAGAAUAUCAACUCCUUCCGGAUGACAGAGAGCCCAAACAAGUUGAUGUGGUAUUAUUUAGUACAGUAAUAGCCAAAGUGUUCAUGGAGUCUGGAAUAAAGUCGGUGAGUCCAUGGAAUGAAAAUGAAAAAUUGUGGCUGUCUUGGAAAGAAACUCACAAGAUAUCAAUUACAAAGGAAUUGUUAAAGAAACUAAACCAUCACAGAAUCACGUUUGACAUAUGGGAUGCCAAGGAAAAAAUGUGUAAAAAAGCAAGAUUUUCUAAAGUAAAAAGUUUUAGUCGCCAGGAGGAUGUUCAUGGUAUCGAUGAAGUGAAACAAAUGGUUUUACAGCAAAAAGAUAUGACCCAAGAGAGAAUGCCCAAACCUAGUGUUAUUAAAACAAAAACGGGAGUUGUAAUCGUUGAACGUCAUAAAUCCCCCUCCUUUGCUGAUUCAGAAAGAGGGUCCAUAGUCAAAAUUGAUCCUGAACUGGACAGGAUUUUCAAAGGAGAUGAUUUUCCUCUUCAUCUUAAUUCAUCAAGAGCAUCAGGAAUUCCAGAAAGAACAGAUGAGUCCAAGAGUACGAUCAAGCAAAUGAAUAUCAGCUCCUCCACUGUUCUGGAUUCUGUCAAGCUUCAAAGAAAAGAUGCAAGAAGAAGUCCAAAAAAGAAAAAGAAGAAAUAUAAAGUCUCUGAUGAAGAUUCAGAAUUACCACCCAUUGGGAAUCAGAGUAUCUUCUUUAUGCAGUUGAAUCUCAUGCCUCUUCUUGCAGGAGAGAAAACGGUACUGAGUCAUGCCAAAGAAACGAACUCCAAAAUUUUGGAUUGUUAUUUGAAUUUAACAGUCGAUGUCCCACUUAUGACUGAUGAACAGAAACAGGAUUUAAACCCUUUGAUUAUCAAGAUCAAGGCUGUUACCUCCCUUCCAAUAGGUCCUGUGUCACCCCAGGAAAUACAGAAAUCAUGCUUUCCGGUAUACUGCAAAUACAAAUUUUAUAACACUCCUGUUCACCAGACUCAAGGACGACUCUAUGGAAGUCAUGUUUAUUUUGAGGAUGUUAAUGUAAUCCUCAUAGGGUCUUUGAACCCCAGAAAUCUGCGUGAAUACCUGGAAGGACCACCAAUGGAAGUAGAAAUCCAUGACCGAGAUAAAAAAGAAGACACAUAUUUAGUUCUUCCUGCCCUAUUUGGGGAAGAUUCAGCUGAUGCAAAUAUGAACCAAUCAAUUAAUGUAGCCAGCAUGGCUCAAGACAUAAUAGAUGCCUUAGACCCAUCAAACAAGAAGGAUCCUUAUGGGAUUGCCAAGGUCAGUUUUAAGGAUCUUCUUUUUGGCCAGAAGUUACUGGACUUGUUUGUGCCCAUUCAAGGAUUUAAGUCUGAUUCUACUAGCAAAAAAAAGGAUAGCAAAGGAGAAAAAAGAAUUUCUGGAAGUUAUAGACCCAUGGAAAAGGCAUUUUCUUCUUUGAUGCCCAUGGGCAACUACUUUGAAUCUUCCACAUUGCUUAAACUGAGGAUAGAAAUACAUGUGCCCCUGACGGUGGAACUGAGCCAACAUGAAAUUGCAAGUGAUCGGUUUGGGCGUGCAAUUUACAUUUUUGAUGCUUUAAAAACCAAAUUCUUCGGGUCUCUUCUGAAGACCAUUGCCGAAAUCAAUGCCAAAGCUCUAGACUUAGACAUGUACCCCCUUCAAGACAUUCAAGAGGUGCUCUCAGCUUUUAAAGUGAAAGUGAAGGUACAGGCAAAUCUCGACCAGGAUGUGAUUACUGGAUUCCAUUUAUUUGAUGGAAAAAUUCACCUCUUUAUUUUGGAAGGACUGGCAGCAUAUGGAUUAAGGCAGUUAUGGGAGAAAUAUCAGAAUCAAAUAUCAGGUUCAGAAGACGGAAAUUUUAAAGUUUUAUAUAACUCGGAGUUAACGUUUCAUGAGCGUCUGUAUGCGAAUCUCGAUUCAAUCUUAUACCAUAUCCAUCUCUGCAAACCUCUUUCAUCUAUAGUAAAACAGUCGAUGCUUUUUGUCAGAGGAUGGGUUCCUCAGCCAUCUUUACAAGCCCUGUUAAAGCUCCACACCAUCUGCCAUAGCAAGAAACUCAGGGAUGUCAUAGAAAGAGAUCUGUUUCCUUCAGCAGAAAUGUUAAAAUAUAUGAGCCAAGAGUUUGGGAUUCCUGUACGGAGGUCGUUAUUAACGUCUAGUCCGCUGAAGACAGUGCCAUCUGCUCUUUUAAGGAUGGAAAAGUCAGAAAGAAACAUCCCAGACUUCGGUACUAUGCUUCAAGAACAUGACGAAAGAUAUACCCAAUGGAAAAAGGAAAUGGAGAGAAAACGGGCUGCAGCAAAUUGCUUCAUCCGGAAAAACAUUGCUGGAGCAUCUCUAACUAAAAGGACCUCUGAGCUGCCUGAGGUGAAAACGAUCAGAUGUUUUCCUCCUGAUGGGAAGUCUGUCUAUAACUACAGCAUGCAGACUUUGAACUCGGGGGAACAGGCAAAGCAAAAGUUGAUUGCUCAGAUGGACAAGGAAAAAGGGAAAAUAUUCACUUACUCCAAAGACUACCUCUCAGUCCUUCCAGAAUGUUUGCCAUUGAAACUUUCAAAAUCCAAAUCUAAGUUAUGGCUUACUCCAGAAGGAUUUCACAUUCCUGGAUAUCAGACCAGUUUUGAAUCAAACCGACAUCCCAAGAUGCCAGAUGAAAAUCGGGUGGAAGAUUUAAAAGAGACAUGGCAAGAGAAUACUCUAUUUACUAAUAUCCUGAAACCUGUCCUCGAUAGGGGUAGAUUGAGUUGGGACAUGCGACAUGUGGAUUUUGACAUUUACACGAAGCCACCUUCUACUCUCCAUCUACCUCUUCCUCCUGAACAUUGUACCCUAAAAGGCAAGACCAAAACUGAGAAAAGAAGCCAGCCCUUAAAUAACUGAUCAGGUGGCUUCCUAGCCAAGCACAGCCAUCAAACCCAUUUCUCAAAGAAAUGCUUCCUUCUCCAAAACCAACCGCAUUUCCAAAACAACACUGAAAGCGAGUGGAAUAUCAGGUCCACCACACACGUACCGAAUUUAAGAGAAAAACCACCCACGCCCUCAGCCCCUCCCUACUCACUUCGUGGUCGUAGUUGCGCAGUCCAAUGCGGAUGGAGCGACUAGAUCUCGAGAGGACGGCGGUCAUGGCAUACAUGUUAAUCAUAAUGUCCGCCAUGCGCUUCAUGGUCAUCUGCUCUUCCAAGAUAGUCUAGGAAAAGGGAGUCACAUCAACCCUGAAGAGAUCCCUGGAAAUCCACAACCACCUUCCGAACCCACCAAUGUUCUGUCUCUAAAGGGAAGAGCAAUUCAAUGAGAGGGCGUUCCCCUCUGAUGUAGGCAAGGAAGCCACCUAGAUUUCAGCCAAAGCUACAACCCUGAGAAGGGAGGUAGCUCUGUGGGAAAGCCCCCAUGGUAAGAUACUCAGGACAUUCCUCAUUUAAUCCAAAGACAUUCUGCAGCCGCUUCUUGCAGGCUGCUCCGACAGCUCUUGCUGGAGAGCUCCUCGGGACAGGAGGCCGCCCUUGGCCAAUCCCCUAUGGGGCUGGCCCUGUAUUUGCAAUCAAGCAGUCUUGGCCUCAGAGGGAAUCUUUCUAUAGAAACCCCAAGUAAAAUCUCCCCUUUCCUGGUUAGCCUUGCCAGACUGAGGUGACUGAACCUCAUUUUUACAAUGACAGACUUCUCAUGGCAUAUGAGUUGGGUCUCAGUUACAAAGAUGUAUGUGGCCCUCUAAUUCUCAAGACAGAAGGAGCAGACUGAACAGACCCAAAUAUCUGGGCCGUUUUUUCAAUGUUUCUUAAAUCCUCAGGGUGAGGAUGAAAGCUCUUUUUAACAAACACUGAAGUCUUUCUGCUUAAAUCUAGGAUGGACAUGAGGGUGAGCCAAGUCCAGUCCCUGCCCCAAGACUCCAAAUUUAGUGGGUAGAAUAAGGUAUCCACAUCAAUGGUAAGAAUGCCAGAUAUGAUCAGAACAGGCUGCAGUGAAGGACUGCUUCCAGAGAGAUAAGACCAAGGCAGGCUUUGGGUUGGAGGCAGUUCCAAGGCUGGGCCUUGAAGGCCUGGUGGGGUUUCAGUAGAGCCUGGCAGAGGGGCAGGACAUUCUGAAAGUAUUCUCCUUUUAUCAAUUGUUGGGGACCCUGGAAAAGGCCAUGUCAGGGUCACUCCCUGACCCCUUUUCCCCCCUGAGGUGUGAUAAGGAGCACCUGUUAAAGCCUCAUACACCCCAUGAACAGAAGUGAUCAGAACAAAAGCAUUUCAGAAAGGGCAGUGGCUGCUCUAUAACAUCCCAGAACCCUGGCAGGGGAUGAGCUUUUCUGCAGAGUGCAAGGUGACUUGCAGUUCCUUCUCAGUAUUGGUCCCCAUACUGGACUGAUGCAUCACUGACCAAAGGGAAGGCUAGUUACCUUGCCAAACCUCUUCAGCAACACCUCUACCGUUUUUCCAAAAUAAUACACGUUUUCUUCCAGUCGCUUUGCACUCUCCUGUAAGGAAAGCAGAAUGCCAGCUGCAGAGUGCAUAACUUUGAAAAAGGAACUGAAUUUAACACUGCUUCACCAAGAUCACUCUGGGAUCAAAUUAGUGCAUUAACCAGUCCCCCAAAUCUCUCAUGCUCCCACUUCUGGAGCACGUGAACUAGAAGUGCUGAUAUCAAGACUAGCCCUGAUGCCACUACUUGAGUGAAGAGAAAUUUUACAGAUGGGCACUGUCCUGCAGAGUAGGCAAACUGAGAAGUUAGGCUAGUGAAUGAUCAUGCUUCAAGUAACUUGUCCACCAAAUAUCUCUUUUGACAUAACUAUUAUUUUUUUGCAUUCUUCUAUGCUCUUAAAAAGAGAGAUCUGGUAUUCUUAACCUAUUUUACCCUCAUUUUGUUAUUUUUUUCUCUGUAAGGUGGAUUAAUUUAUAUGCUGAUAAAACUUUCAACCUCUCAAUUGGGAUUUCUCAGGAAGAAUAUAAAUGGAAAAGGCUGUAUACAAUAAAUUUAAAAGUAAAAAGUC
Messenger RNA from Monodelphis domestica (gray short-tailed opossum), 5700 nucleotides. It is a transcript of the gene CFAP92, whose product is annotated as cilia and flagella associated protein 92 (putative). Lineage: Eukaryota; Metazoa; Chordata; Mammalia; Didelphimorphia; Didelphidae. The record is from RefSeq and is a predicted model, not a curated record.